Messenger RNA from Dermacentor silvarum, 1696 nucleotides. Its product is annotated as glutathione synthetase-like. The transcript has 12 exons. NCBI's taxonomy places the organism in Eukaryota, Metazoa, Arthropoda, Arachnida, Ixodida, Ixodidae. The coding region runs from base 128 to 1564 and encodes 478 amino acids. Gene Ontology annotation, molecular function: ATP binding; glutathione synthase activity; glutathione binding. The record is from RefSeq and is a predicted model, not a curated record. Gene Ontology annotation, cellular component: cytosol. Gene Ontology annotation, biological process: glutathione biosynthetic process.
UGUGAUCGCGUGACCCUCGAAGAAGUGGCCGGUUGUGGGUUUGUGAAUGUUUGAUAUGUGAUUGCCGUCGAUUCCAAACCCGACAACGUGCCUUUUUCUGAACGUGGAGCAUCAACCCGCACCCACUAUGGAGCCCUUAGAGUCUUGUCUUGCAGCGCUGCAGGACGAGAGCGUUCGGAAGCGAGCUGUUCAGGAUGCAAAGGAAUAUGCGAUCUCUCACGGUGUAUGCAUGAAGUCGAAGUCGCAUGAGCCAGAUAGCUACACGUUCGUGCCAUUCUGCCUGCUGCCGUCGCCGUACCCGCGCGAGGCCUUCCAGCAAGUGAAGGCAUUGCAGGAAGAUAUCAACCUACUCAUCCAUCGCGUGGCGCAUGACUACGAGUUUCUUCGCGAUUGCCUCCAAAGUACCAUCGAGAGUGACGAGUUCACAGCCUCCAUUUUUGACAUCUACGACAAGGUUCGGAAUGCUGGGUUUCCACAGCCACUGAGCCUGGGCCUACUGAGGAGCGACUACAUGCUUGACCUAAAAUCAGGCGACAACAAGGGGCUGCACAAGGCCUGCCCCAAACAGGUGGAGGUCAACACCAUCGCCUCCUCAUUUGGCGGAAUCUCGCCUCCACUUUACAAGCAGCAGAAGCACAUAUUGAGAAACCUGGGUGUUGUGGCUACAGAAGCACAGAUGCCUGAGUGCAAGACCGACAAACUCCUCUGCAACGGCCUGCUGGCAGCCUGGAAGGCUUACAAGAACGACAAGGCAGCAAUCUUGUUUGUGGUGGAAGAGGAGACGUACAAUGUGUGUGACCAGCGCAACCUGGAGUACGGCCUCUCUAAGGGGAAGAUGUCCGUCAAGGUGAUGCGCCGGAAGUUCUCUGAACUGCACGACUGCGUCAUCAAGGAGGGAAACCUCUUCGUUGAUGGUGUGGAAAUUGCUGUGGUCUACUACCGGACGGCCUAUACUCCGCAACAAAUGGAUGCCAAGAGCUGGGAGACACGCCUUCGGGUGGAGCUGUCUCGUGCCAUCAAGUGUCCCUCGGUGCAGUACCACUUGGCAGGCACCAAAAAGGUUCAGCAGGUGCUGGCACAGCCAGACGUCCUCGAGCGCUUCUUCACCAACAAGGUGACCGCCGACCGCAUAAGUGCUACCUUCACGGGGCUGUACUCCCUCGACCUGACUCCAAAAGGGCACAAGGCAGCUGAGGAAGCUAUCGCAAAACCUCACAACUAUGUGCUGAAGCCACAAAGAGAAGGCGGAGGUAACAACGUGUACGGUGAUGAUGUGCGGCACAAACUGCAAGCAAUGGGCCGCACAAAGGAGCGUGAGGGCUACAUUCUCAUGGACCUUAUCCAGCCACCCAUCACCAAAAACUACAUUGUGCGGCCAGGUGGUGAGGUCAGCGUGUGCAACGUCAACAGCGAACUUGGCAUCUUCGGUGUCAUCCUCGGGGACCAAGACGACAUCAUAGAGAAUUACGAGGCAGGGCACAUCGUCCGUUCAAAAACAGCUGGCAUGAGUGAAGGUGGCAUCAGUGCUGGCUUCGCCUCCCUGGACAGCGUUUUUCUAGUCUGAAUUGUGCAUUAUGCUGAGAAUGUUGCCGCAAUUUAAUUUGCUGUGUACAAAGUGUAGCGAAUCUUUAGAUGAUAACUAUAAUGCUAUUUUUUUACAGAUUGAUUAUAUUUGUACCUUUGAAAGGAAGAUCAC